Messenger RNA from Cinclus cinclus, 3036 nucleotides. RefSeq names its product tonsoku-like protein. Bases 1 to 1899 code for a protein of 632 amino acids. Lineage: Eukaryota; Metazoa; Chordata; Aves; Passeriformes; Cinclidae. Gene Ontology annotation, molecular function: protein binding. The record is from RefSeq and is a predicted model, not a curated record. The transcript is spliced from 12 exons.
AUGCCGCCGCCGCCGCUCCCCGCAGCGUCCCGGGAUGGAUCCCUGGAAGGAUCCCGGGAAGGAUCCCUGGAAGGAUCCCGGGAUGGAUCCCGGGAUGGAUCCCGGGAAGGAUCCCUGGAAGGAUCCCGGGAAGGAUCCCGGGGUUCCCGGGGAGGUUCCCGGGGGUCUCCCGGCCGCCCCCAGCGCUAUCGCCGCCACCCCAAACCUCCGUACUCGUACCUGGCUCUGAUCGCUCUCGUCAUCCGCGCCGCUCCCGGCCACCGCCUCAAGCUCGCGCAGGAGGCGACAAUCGGCGGCGCCGGGGGGUCUGGCACCUUUGUCGCCACCUUUGUCACCUCCCCUCCCCUCCCCCACCUCCCCCAAAAUUCCCGGGAUGCCUCGCGCGUGUCCCGCUGUCUGUCCCGUCUGUCCGGAGGUGACGCCGCUGUCCCCUCUGCGUCCCCGGCCGUGUCCCUGUGCGAGCGCCUCGGGGACAGCCUGGCCCAGCUCGGGGACUUCCGCAGGGCGGCCGAGUACUACGGGAAACAGCUGGCCCUGGCUGAAUCCCUGGGUUUCGAGGCUCGGGACCUGGCCGUGAUCCACGUCUCGCUGGCCACGACGUUCCGGGAUCUGGGAGAACAUUCCAGAGCUUUGGAGCAUUUCCAGAAGGAGCUGGAGCUGCGCCAGGGGGAGCCCCUGGAGGAGUCCCGGACGUGGCUGAACGUGGCUCUGACCCUACAGGAUUUGGGGUCGGCCCCAUCCCAAAUCCUGACCCCAUUGAGGAAUUCCCUGAGCUGCGCCCGCGCCGCGGGAGACGCUCGACUGCAGCUCCGGAUCCUGAGGAAGCUCCGGGUUCAGCAGCUCCGGGCUGGGGACACCGAGGGAGCUCAAGAAACCCAAAAAUUGCUCGGGGGGGACCCCGGGGAGGAAGAGGAAGAGGAGGAGGAAGAGGAGGAAGAGGAGGAGGAAGAGGAAGAGGAGGAGUCGGAGCUGUCGGAGAGCGAGGAUGAGGACGAGGAUCUCGAGGGUUACCCCAAAAGUGUCCCCGGGAGGCGCCGGAGCAACAAGCAGUGGAACCGUCGGAACGAGCGGGGGGAGACCCCCCUGCACCGAGCCUGCAUCGAGGGGGACCCCAAAAAAGUUCGGCUCUACCUGGACCAGGGCCAUCCUGUGAAUCCUCGGGAUUAUUGUGGCUGGACCCCCCUGCACGAAGCAGCCAAUCACGGACACCUGGAGGUGGCGCGGCUGCUGCUGGAGCGGGGAGCGGCUCUGGACGACCCGGGGGGGCCGGGCUGCGAGGGGAUCACCCCCCUGCACGACGCCCUGGCUUCCGGAAGGUUCCCCGUGGCCGAGCUGCUGCUGCGGAGCGGGGCCGACGUCGCCGCCAGGAACGCCAAGGGUCAGACCCCGCUGCAGACGCUCCAGGAGUGGCUGGGAACGUUCGGGGCCGAGCUCGACAGCGACACCUGGAGCAGCGCCCGGGAACUGCAGCGGCUGCUCCGGGACGCCAUGGGAAACGCCGAACCACCCCAAGAUUCCCAAAUCCCAAAAUCCCCAAAUUUUGGGAUCGGAGCCUCCUCGAGUCCCAUCCGGAAACGCCAACGAAUUCCAGAGGCUGAAAACGAAUUAAAAACCCAAAAUUUGGGAAAAUCGGGAAAUUCCGGCGCCGAAAUUCCCAAAUUUCCUCCCGAAAUUCCCAAACCUGCUCUGAUCCCUGAGGAAGAAUUCCUGGAACAAGAGGAUUGGCUUGAAAACGAUUUGGGACCAUCCCGAAAAAAAUCCCGAAAAAAUUUCCGGGAAUUUUGGGAAUCACGAGAUCCCAAAAUUUCCAAAUCUGGAAAUUCCAAGAUUUCAUCGUCGAGAAUUUUGGAGAAUUCCUCGGAAAUUUCGGAGUUUUCCGAGAGUUUCUUCCGGGGUUGAGGAAUUUUCCGGGAAUUCCUCCGGGAUUGCGGAAUUUUCCGGAAGUUCUGCCGGGAUUGAGGGAAUUUCCGGGAAUUCCGGCAGAAAUCCGGAAUUUUCGGGGAAUUCUUUGGAAAUUCCUGCUCUGCGGAUCCGGAUCCGAAUCCAGGACGACGUUUUCCUCAUCCCGGUGGCUCCCAGGUGAGAAUUCCCAAAUUUUUCUUGGAAUUUUUUGGGAAAUCGGCUGGAAAAUUGCUAAAAAUGUUGUGGGAAAAUUCCGGAAAAAAGCAGCGCUUAAAAAAAAAAAAAAAAAAAAAUCCGAAAAAAUUCCUGUAAAAAUCCCCAAAAAAUUUGGAAAAUUCCCAGAAAAAUCCUAAAAAAAUUCCUGCAAAAAAUUCGAAAAAAAAAGAAAUGCCAAAAAAUCUCAGCAGAGAUUUCCCCAAAAAUUCCCAAAAAUUUCCGAGAAAAUCCCCUCCCAAAAUAAUCCCAAAAAAUCCCCUAAAAAACCCCAAAAAAUCCUUUAAAAAUCCCUACAAAAUCCCCACUAAAUUUCCAAAAAAUCCCCAAAAACUCCUCAAAAAAUCCCUAAAAAUACUUUAAAAAUCCCAAAAAAAUCCCCAAAAAAUCCUAAAAAAACCCCCAAAAAAUCCUCAAACAAAUCCCCUAAAAACCCCCCAAAAAAUCCUUAAAAAAUCCUCUAAAAAAUCCCCAAAAUUCCCCAGAAUUCCCCAAAAAUCCCCCAAAAAUCCCCCAAAAAAUCCUCAAAAAAUUCCAAAAAUACCCCUAAAAAUCCCGCAAAAAUCCCCUAAGAAUUUCCAAAAAAUCCUUUAAAAAUCCCCUAAAAAUCCUCAAAAAAUCCCCAAAAAAUCCCCAUAAAAUCCCCGAAAAAUCUUUAAAAAUCCCCAAAAAAUCCCUAAAAAAUCCUCAAAAAAUACCCCAAAAAUCCCUAAAAAAUCCCCAAAAAUCCCCAGAAAAUCCCAAAAAAAUCCCCGAAAAAUUCCGAAAAAAUCCUCAAAAAAUCCCUAAAAAAUUCUUAAAAAAUCCUUAAAAAAUCCCCGAAAAUAUCCUAAAAUUUCCCCAAAAAUUCCCCAAAAAAAUCCCUUAAAAAUCUCUAAAAAAUCCCUAAAAAAAACCCGCAAAAAAUCCAUAAAAAAUCCU